UUCCUAAAGUGAAAGCUACCUAAUAGAGAACAGACGGAUAGACGCUAGAGGAGUGCCUAACUAGCCAGUCCGAGCGAAAGAAGUCACCGCCGCCACAUCCUAUCCAGGCUGGGUAGAUUUCUCACAUAGGCGCACGAUGAGUGCUGACAGAUUCAUCUAGGUUCCCAAGUUGGGGCAAUUUGUUGGGGCAUCACGUGGCCCCCUCGUGGCGGUGCCCAGGUGGCUGCAGCGCAUCCAGCCACAACGCCACUCGAUUGCCUUCCAGAUCUGACUUCACCAUUUCCCCGCAAAGACGGAGCUCAACUCCUCCCAUGCCUCUCCUUGCUGUUCAGCUAUCUCACUCCUUCCAGAAUCAAUAAGGAUCAUGACACAGGACGACCAACAUUUUCUUGACAUUCUUGCAGAGUACUCCAAGGAUAUACGGAAGUUCACUGGGGACAUAUUCGAUGAAACCGACCGACACUUUGCCUCGGUAGCGGCCUUCAUCAAGAGAACUGUACCUCCAGGAUGGCUACCUGAGUAUGCACGACCUCCGCCUCCUCCCCCCGCCUCGCUCUCGGUCGCAUACCUGGAUCGCAUCCAAUCAUGGGUUUCUCGGAAUCGUGCGCUCACGGCAGCGCUGGUGGCAUUCUUCGGAACAGGCGGGUUCUUAUUGUGGGUUGAGAGCAGGAAGCACAAAAAAAAGAGAAGGGCGCGUCGAGCAAGCAAUGGCGCCAGGAGGGAGGUCGUUGUCAUCGCAGGGUCACCAGGUUCUCCGAUCGUAAAGUCGCUCUCCCUGGACCUGGAACGGAGGGGUUUCAUUGUAUACAUUGUUUGCACAGACAUGGAAGAAGAGCAACAAGUACAAGGAGAAUCAAGAGCAGACGUUCGACCGCUGCACGUUGAUGUAGUGGACCCCCAAGGGACUCGCGAAGCAAUGGAUAAGUUUGCGAACUCGCUCAGAAGGCCGCAAGCGGCGUUCUCGGGAGCUUCGCUUCACAAUCUUAGUUUCAGCGCACUUAUCCUGGUUCCUGACCUUAUUUAUCCCUCCGGCCCGGUCGAAACCAUCUCGCCGGAGCUAUGGUCGGAUGCGCUGAAUGCUAAGGUGCUCAAAACGAUUACCCUAACACAGGCAUUCCUACCAACGGUAUGCAGCCUCAAGGCCCGCGUCUUGAUGAUGACACCGAGCAUCGUGUCCUCACUCCGGCCUCCCUUCCACAGCGUCGAGACGACCGUUGUUAGCGCCUUGGAGGGGUUCACAGCAUCGUUGCGAGGGGAACUGGGCACACUUGGCAUUGAUGUAUGCCAGUUCAAACUUGGAACAUUCGACUACAGUCAUGUUGGCGCAAAGCAGCAUCUGCAGUUCUUGGGUUCUCCAGAUACGGAACCAUGGCCGCCGGCGGCGCGACAGUCGUACGCCUCCAACUUUGUCAACCAAAGCCGUAUUGCGCGCGAUCGGGGGCUGUUCAGCCAGAAUGGGAACACAGGUAGCUCAUUGCGUGAGCUGCACGUCUCUGUGUUCGACGCCAUUACACAAAAACGCCCGCGCCGUGUCUGGCACGUUGGCAGAGGCAGCCUCACCUACGACCUUGUCGGCAAAUGGGUGCCAGCCGGGCUGGUAGGCAGGAUGCUAGGAGUUCGAAGGGUGUCGUUAGACGAAACAGCAGAACCGCAGCAUGAAGACAGCGUGCAGUCGUGGGAAAAGAUCGAAGCGGUCGUCUCAGGGUAGUAAUAAUGGGCGGCGGGGUGAUUUCUGAGCCUGUUGUGUGCCUGGGACGGAGAGUGUCGCAGGGCCAGGGCCAGGAUAGAUGCGACUUCGGGAUUCUCGACUCAGGCUCUGACUCUCGUGUCUGCACCACCUUGCCGGUUAGGAAGAAUCAAUACUGUGUGCGGCGGGGAGGUACUGCACGCCUGCAGAGGUAACAUAUGUUAUAUUUUCGCGCUCGGUAGGAAUAAGAGGGCCGCCGGGCGAGGAUGAACAUUUCAAAUUGGGGGAUCGCUCGAAGAUCGAUCUGAGGAUUCCAGACGCCGGAUCAUCAUUUGGCGCCAUUUGUAAGAAUAGCCUUAGUUCGCUCCCUUGGCAGGCGUUCCUCUAGAACGGGGAAAGGCCUGGCCAUGCAUAAUAUGGGGGUUAUUAUUAUUUUGGCGCUGCUGAACUUAUUUAAGGAAUUUAAGGACAGGACCUUAACAU
Molecule: messenger RNA, 2170 nt
Organism: Westerdykella ornata
Lineage: Eukaryota; Fungi; Ascomycota; Dothideomycetes; Pleosporales; Sporormiaceae
Product: DUF1776-domain-containing protein
Exons: 2
Coding region: 365-1708 (447 amino acids)
Source: RefSeq, a predicted model, not a curated record